Messenger RNA from Lecanosticta acicola, 3588 nucleotides. The record is from the annotation of a GenBank genome assembly. Lineage: Eukaryota; Fungi; Ascomycota; Dothideomycetes; Mycosphaerellales; Mycosphaerellaceae.
AUGGCAUCGGCGUCCAUUCUACCUGCCAUGAGCAACGGCAGCGGCCAGAGCGUGCAUCCAUUCUUUACGCGACCUACCCAGCAUACACAACCAAAAGCAGACUCAAGGGAAGCCAAUUGCAUCGAGGACGUGGACAAUGAUGAUGAUGCCGAGUAUCGGGAGCAAGGAGCAGACGAGAAACCGAAGAAAAAGACUAGUAAGAGCAAGUCCAAGAAGAAUGAGCACCAGCUGGGAAAGCAGCAGACUCAGAAGACGCUGGGCGAGAUCGUGAAUCCGAGAGCUUCUGGAUCAAGCACAGUCGUCAAUUUUACGGAUGCGCCCGAAGUGGACGAAAAGAGGAAGAAGCGUCGACGCACGAAUGAGCAUGAGUCUGUGGACGUUGGGUUGGAAGGCCAGCAAUCCCUAAGAACGGAUGGAGUCUCCUAUGUUCAUCAGGAGGAGGGCAGGGCAUCACCACGGGUGCUUAUACCGGCGUCGCCGCCUUCCCGCCUAGCACAUUCGCCAGCAGAAACUCGGCCUAGCCAGUCAGAAACUCUGGCUCCGAAGACACCGCCGAGGAAGGUGUUGAGGCUGAACGCGCAAGGCAAAUUCAGCUCACCACCUGCGAAGAAGUCCACGGAGGAGGAACCAAUACUUGGUCCGCCCAAAAGACGUGGAAGAAGCCGGAAUCCUGAUUUGAUUACUCCUAACAAACACCUCUUGGUCAAGGUCAGUUACGGGACCAAUGAUGUGGCGCGGUCUGAAGUUGGUCAAAAGAUAGAACGCAUUUUGAGCGGCGAGGAUGUUGUGGUUAAGCGUCAAGUUAUCGCGACUCCGAAAAAGCGAACACCACAAAAGCCAAAGCCGAGCAAGCCUUCUCACCCCUUCUUCAAUCGUGACGUGGGCAAGAAACAGCCGGCUGCAUCGAAACAUGUAUCGCCUAAGAAAGCUUCUGCGGUGACGCCUGGCAAGCUACGGAUGCAGUCCUUCUCUGAUCGCAUUCAGGAAGCCAGAGAGCCGUCACACAACAUUGGAUCUGCUUUGCUCCGGGACCGACUAAUGACGAGACAUCCCGGCGCAAAGGAACCACCAUUUCCGGCAAGAGACCACACUCACAUCCGGGCUCUGGACUCAGACCCAGCAAUCCCGCUCAUCGCUGAUGAUUAUCUUCAUCAAAAGUAUGGGCAACGAAAACGCAAACAGGCAAGGGUUCCGGUGCCGCCAGAAGCGUCGAUAUUGGCAAGGUUCACGAGCCAGCUCGCUGUGCCAGGGGAGAGGAGAUUGAGGCCUGAUGGAUUUCUGGACCCAGACCCCACUCUACAUGUACCAGACCGUCUUCUCAUCUCCGGCCGAGAGAUCGCGCAAAGGGUAUCUAAAGAGCUUUCAAUUGAAGUGAUAGAUGAUGAAGUGGAUGAAAUAUCCGUCGCGCGUCAUACCUUGGUCCAUCCGUCCUUGCAAAGACUAUACGACAGAAUCCCAACAACAAUGACAGCGUUCGAUGAUGUGAAAGGGGAAAAUCUAUGUUGGACCCAAAAGUACGCGCCUGCCGCCACAUUGGAUGUGCUACAACCGGGCAAUGAGAUGGCGGUCUUAAGAGACUGGCUCAAAUCGCUGGCAGUACGGUCUGUGGAGGGUUCGGUCGCAGUACCAAACAAAAGCGUCUCGUCGAAAGUGUCGGACAAGCCUAAAGGGUCGAAAAAGCGAAAAAGCAAAGCCGACGAGAUGGAAGACUUUCUCGUCGACAGCGACGAAGAUGUCACGGAGAUGAGCGAGCUGCCACUUGAUGGUGAACACGAAUCUACGUCUUCUGAUGCGCGAAAGGUCCAGAGAAGUAUUGUUCAGGUUGUGCAGAAUGGUACCAAGUUGGCCAAUGCGGUACUACUCAGCGGGCCCAGUGGCUGUGGCAAGACGGCUGCCGCGUAUGCUGUUGCGAAGGAAUUGGGGUUCAAGGUAUUCGAAAUCGGCCCAAGCGAGCGAAGGAGUGGGAAGGACGUCAUUGACAGAGUCGGUGACAUGACCGAAAAUCAUCUUGUCAAGCACCACGGAACCGAAGAGCCUGGUGAGCAGUCUUCUACCGAAGAACCUGGCAAGAAUGAUGAAGCUUUCCAAAAGGACCUUGAAAGUGGCAGGCAAGGCAAAAUGAGUUCCUUCUUCAAAUCAAAGGCCAAGCCGAAACAAGUCGAACCCAAGAACACCCUGAAGGAGAAGAAGCUUAGGGCUGUUCAAGAUGCGAUUAAGAAGCAACCGAGGGAUCAACAGCAGUCCUUGAUUUUGCUGGAGGAGGUCGACGUCCUGUUCAAGGAUGAUAAGGACUUCUGGUCGACUGUCCUGAGGCUGAUUACGACGUCAAAGAGGCCUUUCAUCAUUACCUGCAAUGAUGAGGACUUGGUUCCAGUACAAGCCAUCUCGAUGCAUGCCAUUCUACGCUUAACGCCGCCGCCUGUGGAGCUAGCAACCGAUUACAUGCUGUUGCUGGCGGCAGCCGAGGGGCAUCUUCUCAAGCGCGAAGCUGUAGCUUCUCUCUAUCAGCAACAUGGAAGUGAUCUGAGGGCCAGCAUCAGCGAGCUCAACUUCUGGUGCCAGAUGGGAAUUGGAGACCCGCGUGGUGGCCUUAGCUGGAUCUACCAGAGAUAUCCUGCUGGCUCAGAUCUUGACUCGCAUGGGCAGAGGCUUCGAACUGUCAGUGACGGGACCUACGAGCAAAGAUCAAAGGCCUCGGCGCCCUCCAAAGAUGCUGAAGAAACAUCGCUCUGGACGUGGAACGAGUUUCGCCCGCAGCGCACCACUGCGCUGAGAGUGGAUGAUUUGCUGCACAAAGCGCAUGAGUCAAUUUCUUCCACGAAUCGUCAGCAGAGCUUCGAAGCGCUGAAGCAGUUCUCCCACCUUACGGAGACCAUGAGCGCGGCCGAUGCGAUAACCGCCAAUGGCAUUCCAGGAUCUGCAGCACUUGAUCCGACGCAGCCAGAACUACCGGAAAAGGCUCGGGCCAACUACAUUGAAGGCAUGGCACUAAUGCAGACGGACGAAUGCGUAGACUAUAUGAACUUCGCUAAGCACCUCUACACUGCUAUGACGCUCUUGGCACACCGCAACUACGAUGGCUCGGAAGCGCUAGGUAGUGAUUCAAGAGUUGCACAUGACGGCGGCCUGAGCCGGCAUGCUUUCGCUUGUUUUGAUGCCAUAGCUGUGCCGAAGGAGCUCUCUGCCACUGGAUCUGGACUUGUUCAGUCUGUGUUCGACGGUCCGCUGGAAACUAUCACCUUGGACCUGGCCCCAUAUGUCCGCGCGAUCGUCUACAGCGACCAGGCACGAGAGCAAAUGCGAGAUCGCCUCAACCUCUUGACAUCAGACGGUCGUAGAGCCAAGCGUGCCCGCACGACCCGCGCUGCCAGGAGUGCUUUAGAAGGUGGACAGCGCGCAACGACUAGGAGGGAGAAGUGGUUCCCGAAUGACCUGCAUGUGGAUUCUGUGCUUGCGACUGGUGGGAAAGAUUGGCCCCGAUUCUCGAACGGUAUGGACAUCGCCUCCACCGAAGGAUCCACGAGCGGACAUGCAGCGAAAUUGAUUGAACCUAUCUCUAGCGCGGAGGACGAGACCCAGUAUAGAUGA